AUGAACAUGCCGGAUUUUAACAUUGAGGAUCUUCUCGAUGAGCAACCAGGACCCUCUUCACGACAGGCAAACCCCCCUACAACACAUCACAAUGAAGACAUGUCUUUCGACUCAUCUCAAUCACCUAGAAAUGAGCGUUUGGGCAGGGGAUAUAGAGAGCGAAGGACCACUAGGUGUGGAACUGGGGGUCAUCUUCGAUGA
This is a messenger RNA of Lathyrus sativus (Indian pea), 201 nucleotides long. Lineage: Eukaryota; Viridiplantae; Streptophyta; Magnoliopsida; Fabales; Fabaceae. The record is from the annotation of a GenBank genome assembly.